Messenger RNA from Triplophysa dalaica, 3637 nucleotides. RefSeq names its product zic family member 3 heterotaxy 1 (odd-paired homolog, Drosophila) (gene zic3). Gene Ontology annotation, molecular function: DNA-binding transcription factor activity, RNA polymerase II-specific; RNA polymerase II cis-regulatory region sequence-specific DNA binding. The transcript has 3 exons. The coding region runs from base 230 to 1576 and encodes 448 amino acids. Gene Ontology annotation, biological process: central nervous system development; regulation of transcription by RNA polymerase II. Gene Ontology annotation, cellular component: nucleus. NCBI's taxonomy places the organism in Eukaryota, Metazoa, Chordata, Actinopteri, Cypriniformes, Nemacheilidae. The record is from RefSeq and is a predicted model, not a curated record.
CAUUCGUCUGGAAAGGGGGGGAAGUUUGAUCCUCUUUCUCACGGAUCCCAGUUACGGGAGUUUUUCUCCCGUUUACAGACACCGGGAGUAUUAUUUCGUUUUUUGACUUUAUUCGAUCUUGAGUGAAAUUGUACUGCGUUUAUAGCCUGCCUACUACACUCCACUAAGCUGGGGUUUCUCGUAUUUUGUUUUCGUUUUCCUUUUUACUUACUUUUCUCGAGUAAGCCCAAUGACUAUGCUUCUUGAUAGCGCUCCUCAGUUCCCGUCACUCGGAGUAGGGGGAUUCGGAACGCCGAGGCACCAUGAGUUGGGAAACCGAGACCCGGGACUGGGGCUUAGUCCCUUUGCAGAUUCAUCGCACUCGGCAGCUUUCAAGAUCAGUCCCGUUACUCAUGAUAUCGCCUCCAGUCAAACAUCGGCUUUCACCCCGCAAGCUACUGGAUACGCUGCUGCGCUUGGACACCACCACGGAGGGCAAGUUGGUUCUUACGCUGGUGGAUCAUUCAAUUCGACUAGGGACUUUCUCUUUAGAAAUAGGUGCGCUGGCAUCGGAGAGACAGCACCCCCGAGUGCCCAACAUGGAAUCUUUGCCGCCUCUGCUGGGAGUCUACACGGGCCCCCUGGAAUUUCGGACAACCCGGGACAUCUGUUGUUUCCUGGACUUCACGAUCAGAGCGUAAGCCACACUUCACCAGGAGGACAUGUCGUAAACAGCCAAAUGCACCUGGGUUUACGCGGGGACAUUUUUGGCCGUCCGGAUCCGUACCGACCUGUGGCGAGCCCUCGUACGGAUCCUUACGGCACCGCUCAGCUCCACAACUACAACCACCCCAUCAAUAUGAACAUGGGGAUGAACGUCCCCACACAUCACGGUCCGGGGGCCUUCUUUAGAUACAUGCGGCAGCCUAUUAAGCAAGAAUUGUCUUGUAAGUGGAUAGAUGAGAAUCAGAUGAACAGACCCAAAAAGACUUGUGACAGAACUUUUAGCACAAUGCAUGAAAUGGUAACACACGUUUCAAUGGAACACGUUGGCGGCCCAGAGCAGAGUAGCCAUACUUGCUUUUGGGAGGAUUGUCCGAGAGAAGGAAAAUCCUUUAAGGCCAAAUACAAACUCGUGAACCACAUCCGAGUGCACACGGGAGAGAAACCGUUCCCUUGUCCCUUUCCAGGUUGUGGAAAAAUCUUUGCAAGAUCUGAAAAUCUGAAAAUUCACAAGAGAACUCACACAGGUGAGAAGCCGUUCAAAUGCGAGUUCGACGGCUGCGACAGGCGCUUUGCAAACAGCAGCGACAGGAAAAAGCACAUGCACGUGCACACAUCUGACAAGCCAUAUAUCUGCAAAGUGUGUGACAAGUCCUACACACAUCCCAGCUCUCUCAGGAAACACAUGAAGGUACACGAUUCACAAGGAUCAGAGUCAUCUCCGGCUGCGAGCUCUGGAUACGAGUCGUCAACGCCGCCAGUUCUAGUUUCUGCGAACACUGAAGAUCCGACAAAAACACCCACGUCUGGUGUGCAAAAUACGUCUGCACACAGCGAUGGACUACCACCAAAUUUUAAUGAAUGGUACGUUUGAAGCUCCAAGCAGACUCCAAUGAGGACCAAAAGGUUGAAGUAACCUUUAAAAAAAACUAUUUACUCUGUGGCGUACAAAAUGGCAUUGCAACAACGGGAAGAGAUGAGAGUUCGCCAACAGGCCUCGACCAUUCUCAGGAUUCGAAAUUUGACUUUAUUCCGAGUUCGAAGAAAACUAGCAAGGCAUAAAAUAACAAAAUAACACUUUCUAAGAAUAAAUGAUUUUCCUUUAUAGUUUUCAGAUUUCAGAUGAUUAUUUUAUUUUUCAUUUUAUGUAUUUUCUGAAAAAAAAUAUUUAAAAAUAAUGGAUAAAGGAAUACUAUUUCACGGUGUUUUAUAUUGAGGUGACACUCACAUCACCUUUGAUUGAUUGUUAAAACUUCAGACAGUCUUAAUAAACGUGCCAAAGUCUUUGUCUUGAACUUGAACAAAAAAUAAAUCAGAAAUAAGUAUAUAGCCUACUCGUGAAUGUAUUUCAUUGUUUGAUGGAGUCAAAUCUGUUGUCCAGUCUUUUUUCAGGUGGAGAAAUGUGGUAUUAGGUUACGAUUGUUACCUUUGAAUAUAACGUUGCCUUUGUUAAUAACAAUGUAAAUACAUAUCCAUGAUGCCAUAUUUAUCCAUUUGUAAUUUAAUUAUCGGCAAAAGAGCCGAAUUUUAAAUGAUAUUUAUGGAAAUGUUUUCUAACAAGACUGUACAGUUUUGAGUUGAUAACCAGUUUUAACGAUUUAAAGGGAGUCAGCUCUAAAGUUCCCACGAUACGAUUGUACCUUUUUUAACCAAUAUAUGUGUCUUAUCUGGGUCGUAAAGUAUUAAUUAUAUUAAUAUCAUGACAUGAUAUGAUCUAUAGGUUCAAGAAUACAUUUUCGUCUAAGAUGAUCAGUAUAAACAGAAAAGGAAAAACAUUGGGGUUAUUUUUUUAAACCAUUUAUGAAUCAGCCAUAUAAGGAGAAAUACGUUACUGGUUCUUAGCAAAAUUGCCUUCUUUGUUUUUUUCCUCUCUCUUUUCUUGUACUCAGUAAGACUACAUUUCUAUGAUUAAAACCCAAUAAGAUAAAAAGUGUAUGCCCACUUCAUCUACACCUUACAUUAAAAACAGAUACAUGCAAUGGCAUAAUCUUAAUUCCUGAAUUUUGGACGUUGUUAAAGACAUUAUAUUCUUGGGUUUAAGGUACAACCAUUUAAAUCAGUAUAGUAUUCCAUUCUUGAUGGUUCCAGAACUGUCUUUGUGGAUGCAAGUCUGUGUUAAAUGUGUCAAAGAGGAGCAAUGAUGUGUCACAACAGUAAACUCGAAAUAAAACUUUUUGUCAGUCAGUUUGCAUUGUUUUAAAUGUUGUUCUUCGGUGAAUAUAGCGUGCUGUUUGUUAUGAGUAAUGUGGUAUAACAUAUAGAAUAAUUUGAUUACACAUGUGCUUGUUUUAUGUGAAUAACUCUCCAAAUGUUGAACUGUAUGUCUGGAUGAAAUUUAGUAUUAAGAGUACUAGAAGUUUUCAUGAGGAGAGAAAUGUGUUCAGUAACACAUUUACAGCAUUGCAUUGGUACAUAUUUUUUAAGAAUGUAAAAAUAUGCAUAUAAAUAUAUUGUGAACAUGAUUUCAAACCACCAGCACUACUUUUGAAAACAAACGUAAGAAUUCUGUACCUCUUUAAGUAAUGGUGAUAGAUCAAAACAUUUAUUUAAAUAAUUUAAUAAAUAUAUGUUUUAUAAACUAUUUUCUAUACAUUAAGUUCAAAGAAAUAAAGAUUUAUUUCAUUCACCCUCAAUGUAUCUUUACCCAUGAUCUUACAAACAUAUAUGUACUAGUGGAACCUGAAUGUGAUUUUGUAACAUUUUCUGGAGGAAAUGGGUCAUGCAAGUUAUUGCUGAAAAGCAAAUGUUCCACUGAUGAACUGUGUCACUGUGCCAAUUUGAGGCCAACAAUGUUACUUCAACGUACCUAUUCGAAAUCCAGCAAAAUCUUGUUCUUUUUUUUUGAAGUGGGUUUAUUGCUUGUUGGUAGUUUGUUUGACAGACUAUUUAUGACAAAAUGUGAAAAUAAGUUUUGAACUGGAAUUAAAAGAAAUCC